AUGGCGGAAAAAAAUGGCCUCGAGGGCCACGACGAGACGAGCGCCUUCAGCCCCGUGACGCGCGCCGAAACGCCCAUCACCCUCACGCCCUACGAGGAGUCGACGAAAGUGUCCAUCUCCCCCUCCCCCUCCCUGUCGCCGCCGCCGUCGACCCUCCCCCGGGUCACGUCGCGGGACGCCCUCGAGUCGGCCCUCGACUCGCGGGCCGACCGCCUCCUCGCCCUGGCGACGCGGGGCCUCGACCUCGAGCCGCCCGCGACGCCGGCGCCGGCCGCGAGCGCCGCGCGCGUGACGCUCGCGGACUACGACGGCUUCGCCGUCGGCCGCGACGUCGAC
This is a messenger RNA of Aureococcus anophagefferens, 336 nucleotides long. RefSeq names its product expressed protein. The annotation marks the transcript as partial. The transcript has a single exon. NCBI's taxonomy places the organism in Eukaryota, Pelagophyceae, Pelagomonadales, Pelagomonadaceae. The record is from RefSeq and is a predicted model, not a curated record.